AUGAUCUGUAAGACGAUAACAUUUUUGAUUUUCUUGUCUUCUUUCGCAGUAUAUGUUAGUAUAGCACAAGAUUACAACGAUGAAGAGAAACCAGCAGCCCCACCACCAGAAGAAAAUAACUGUAAUGGGAUUUUUCUGUCAUAUGUGUUUGUUUCUCGAGAAAAAGAGUUUCCCCAUGUAAAGAACGCGACAGCUCAAUCCUGGGCCUUUAAAUCUAUUGCAACUAUAUUGAAUGCUGGAAUAUAUGAGCUUAAAAAUUGGAAGAUGUUUAUCGGGUUUCAACACAAAGAGCUUUUAGUCUCUGCAAGUGGUGCAGUUCUUGUAGAUGGUAAUGAUUUUCCUGCUCCUGUUGGGAAUGGAACAACAAUUGCUGGCUAUCCUCAGACUGAUUUGAAGACAUCAAUCGAAACUGCUGGAGAUCUUACACAAAUUCAGGCACAAAUCCAACUAACCGGCACUCAGUUUGGGAUGAAGCCACCCGGGAUUCCUAUGCCCAAGACCAUAAAACUCGAAAAUGAUGGAUUCAAGUGCCCUGCACCAACACACCGCAAAACUUCAAUUUAUGUAUGCUGUGUGAGGAAUCCAAAAUUCAAGGCCAAAAAUUUAACGACCAAGUAUUUUCCACGCCAAACGGGUGAUCUCUUGCUGUCCUAUGAUGUUAUCCAAGCCUAUGACAACAAUUAUCUUGCUCAGGUGACUAUGAAUAACAAUAACCCGUUGGGGCGCCUAGACCAAUGGAAUUUGACUUGGGAAUGGAUGAGAGGGGAGUUUAUAUACACAAUGAGAGGAGCAUACACUCAUAAGAAAGACUAUUCGGAUUGCAUUUAUGGUGCUGCUGGACAAUACUACCAAGACUUCGAUUUUUCUACAGUCAUGAAUUGUGAAAAGAAGCCGGUCAUGGCAGAUCUGCCCCCGGAUAGAGCCAAAGACGAUAAAGUAGGAAACUUACCUUACUGCUGCAGAAAUGGCAGUCUCUUGCCAACCAUCAUGAAUGAAACCAAAGCGAUAUCUGUCUUUCAAUUGCAGGUGUACAAGAUUCCACCGGAUUUGAAUAGAACAGCCCUUUAUCCUCCUGAAAAAUGGAAGAUUGUUGGUGUUCUUAAUCCUGAUUAUAAAUGUGGGCAGUCCCUAAGGGUAGAUGAUACAGAAUUCCCUGAUCCAACUACGCUUCAAGUUACCACCACAGCUAUUGCAAGUUGGCAAGUAGUCUGCAAUAUCACCAGCCCGAAGAAGAGAGAUUCCCGAUGCUGUGUUUCCUUUUCUGCUUAUUAUAACGAGUCUGUAAUACCCUGCAACACUUGUGCCUGUGGUUGUGGCAACGAUGAGAAGUGCAACCAAAACGCCCCACCAUUGCUUCUCCCUCCAGAGACUCUUCUAGUUCCUUUCGAGAACAGAACAAUAAAGGCAGUGCAUUGGGCAAAAAUAAAGCAUUAUCAUGUCCCAAAGCCAUUCCCUUGUGGAGAUAAUUGUGGGGUUAGCAUAAAUUGGCACAUCUCCACUAACUACAGGAAAGGGUGGACAGCUCGGAUCACUCUAUUCAACUGGGAAGAUAUUAAUUUUGAGGAUUGGUUUGUUGCAAUUCAGUUGAAGAAGGCUGCCCUCGGAUAUGAAAAGGCUUAUUCAUUUAAUGGAACAUUGCUUGAAGAACUGAAUAACACCAUCUUCUUAAAAGGCUUACCAGGUUUGAAUUACUUAAUUGGAGUUACAAAUGGAACAGAUCCGGAAAAAGAUCCGAGGGUACCUGGUAAGCAACAAUCUGUUAUUUCAUUUACUAAGAGGAGAAUAGGUGACGUUAGAAUAGUCAAAGGAGAUGGAUUUCCUUCUAGGGUGUUUUUCAAUGGUGAAGAAUGUGUGGUUCCUACAUACUUUCCAGCAGCAAACGGGAACACAUAUCGUAUAAAUUUACUAGCAGUAGUUCUAGCAAUAAUUCUAACCUUUUUGUUGACAUCAGAUCAUCUGCAUUGA
Molecule: messenger RNA, 1965 nt
Organism: Ilex paraguariensis (yerba mate)
Lineage: Eukaryota; Viridiplantae; Streptophyta; Magnoliopsida; Aquifoliales; Aquifoliaceae
Source: the annotation of a GenBank genome assembly